Molecule: messenger RNA, 1095 nt
Organism: Triticum aestivum (bread wheat)
Lineage: Eukaryota; Viridiplantae; Streptophyta; Magnoliopsida; Poales; Poaceae
Product: BTB/POZ and MATH domain-containing protein 3-like
Exons: 1
Coding region: 1-1095 (364 amino acids)
Biological process (GO): protein ubiquitination
Molecular function (GO): protein binding
Source: RefSeq, a predicted model, not a curated record
AUGGCCUUCGCUGGCGUAUCUCUCAUCGCCGACGGCAGGCUGUGCGCCUCCACCGAGUCUGUCUUCGACUCCGGCGCCGACAGCGGAUACCACUUGCUCGUUGUUGAAGGCUACUCGCGCACCAAAGAGACAACUCCCAACAGGAAGUGGAUCCUGUCUCGUCCUUUCAUUGUUGGAGGCUGUCGCUGGACGGUCGAGUACUACCCUAAUGGUUAUGGCAGUGGUGACCAAGACUUCAUCUCGGUUUUCCUUGAACUCGACGAAUCUGUCAGGAACGAAGUUCAGGCUCACGUUGCCUUCAGUUUCAUUGACCAACCUGAGUUGCGAGUGUCAAAGCUCAUCCGUCAAAACCAACCAUGUUACUUCCAUGAUCACUGCUGUAAUGUUGAUGAACAGCCAGCAAGAUUUGUGACAAAGGAGGCUUUCGAAAGAUCAAGCCAUCUCAAGAAUGACAGCUUCGUCAUACGGUGUGAUGUCAUUGUCAAGGACGACGAAGAUGAUGAGGACUAUUAUGAAGAGGAGGAGCAUGAGCGUGCUCGUCCGUUCAUCAAAUUGCCGCCGUCCGACUUGCCAAGCAAUUUUAGCGAUCUGCUCCUAAGCAAGGAGGGUGCCGACAUUACGUUCGAGGUUGGCAGCAAGAAGUUGGCUGCACACCGGUGCGUGCUUGCAGCCCGAUCUACCGUCUUCAAGAAACAGCUCUUUGGCACCAUGAGUGAGGGCGCUGUUACACCAGGUGUCGUGAAGAUAGAUGGCAUCGAAGCAAAUGUCUUUGCUGGAUUGCUUACUUUCAUCUACACUGAUGGAAUGCCUGACUUUGAUGAUGACAAAGGUCAAAAGCAUGCAACAUGGCUGCUGCAGUUGCUUGAAGCUGCGGAAAGUUAUGAUCUCCAAAAGUUAAAGUUGGUCUGUGAAGAGAAGUUGGCCAAUCUGAUAUGCGAGGACAGGGUUGCAGGCAUUAUUCUUGCCGCUGAGUGGAGACGCUGCCGCUGGUUGAAGGAGGCCUGCUUGGAGUUCAUCAAAACUCACACGAGUUUGCACAAUGCUGUUACAGCGGAUGCCCUGGAGCAGAUAAUCAGGACCUAUGUAUCACCCUAA